Penaeus indicus is the source of this 708-nucleotide messenger RNA. RefSeq lists its product as uncharacterized. Gene Ontology annotation, molecular function: nucleic acid binding. NCBI's taxonomy places the organism in Eukaryota, Metazoa, Arthropoda, Malacostraca, Decapoda, Penaeidae. The record is from RefSeq and is a predicted model, not a curated record. The transcript has 4 exons. Bases 1 to 708 code for a protein of 235 amino acids. Gene Ontology annotation, biological process: DNA integration.
AUGUACACCUUACGAUCAUACUUAAGAGAAAGUAGACAUAAUUUAAGGGAUGAUCGGAACUGGAAAUCAGAGCAGGUUAAUUACCACCCCUUUGCAAUUUUCACUACAAACACCCGGUAUAUCAAAGGCCAAGGUAAUACUCCAGCUGAUGCCCUGCCUCGCAAUGUCUCUGCUGUCGAUUCUUUCCUCAUCAAUUAUGCAGCAAAUGCUGUAGACCAAGCCAAUGAUUCUGAGGUGCAGCAACUUAAAGAUAACCCUGCAUUUCAACUGACAAUUAAAGUUCCUAGAACAGAUGUAGACCUAUAUGUUGAUGUUUCUACAGACACCAUUCGUCCAUAUCUACCUCAGAAAUAUCAACCUGCCUUCUUCAAGCAACUCCAUGUCAUCUCCCAUACUGGUUGUCAGUCUUCCAAGGUAAUUCGCCAGACGGUUUCUCCUUCUAUGCCCUUCAUACCUAUUACCUCUUGCUUCGACCAUGUUCAUGUUGAUCUUGUUGGUCUCCUGCCCUACUCCAGUGGACACAGGUACAUCCUCACCAGCAUCGACAGAUUUACUAGAUGGCCGGAGGCAAUUCAUCUUGCUGACAUUCAUGCUGAUACUGUAUCACGAGCCCUUAUUGCUGGUAGGGUAUCAAGAUUUAGAGUACCAACCAAUUUAACAUCAGACAGGAAAGUCGAUUUGAGUCGCAACUUUGGAUCAAACUUAUGA